AUGGCCCCCAAGGACUCCAAGAAAGGCGGUGCCUCCAAGGCGCCUAAGGGCACCAAGCAGGCCAACAACGCUGCCAAGGCUGCCCUCAAGGGUGCCCACGGUCACUACAAGAACAAGGUCCGCUACACCACCUCGUUCCACCGCCCCAAGACCCUCGUUGUCUCGCGCGCGCCCAAGUACCCUCGCAAGUCGGUUCCCCACGAGCCCCGCCUCGACGAGCACAAGGUCAUUGUCCACCCCCUCAACACCGAGUCCGCCAUGAAGAAGAUCGAGGAGAACAACACCCUCGUCUUUAUCGUCGACGUCAAGUCCAACAAGGCGCAAAUCAAGCAGGCCCUCAAGAAGCUCUACGACAUCGACACCGUGAAGAUCAACACCCUGAUCCGCCCCGACGGUUCCAAGAAGGCUUACGCCCGCCUCACCCCUGACGUCGAUGCUCUUGACAUCGCCGCCACCAAGCUUGCUCUCGUUUAA
Molecule: messenger RNA, 474 nt
Organism: Colletotrichum graminicola M1.001
Lineage: Eukaryota; Fungi; Ascomycota; Sordariomycetes; Glomerellales; Glomerellaceae
Product: ribosomal protein L23
Exons: 3
Coding region: 1-474 (157 amino acids)
Biological process (GO): translation; ribosomal large subunit assembly
Cellular component (GO): ribosome; cytosolic large ribosomal subunit
Molecular function (GO): structural constituent of ribosome
Source: RefSeq, a predicted model, not a curated record